AUGAAAAUCGGCCAAGUGCGAGUCGGACCCGCGCACGAAGGAUAUCGUACCAUUAAUAAAAACGCUCAAAACGUGGAAAUAUCUCCUCUGAAGGCGGUUCGUCGCGUUGGUGACGAGCUUACCGUCCUAUGCAAAGUGCCGUACCGCAUCGACUCCUGUCGGAUGACCGUAGGCCCGACUUCCUACCGACUGAUCCCCAAUAAUCCAGGCGACGUGGUCUACGCCGGCCAAGGCUUAGAGGUGGGUGAGUGCGGUGCCCACAUCAAGCACAUAAAGGAGGAAUGGAAUGGAAACAUAUCCUGCGUUCUGCCGCCAAAGUCCGGCAGCAUCGAAGUCACCGGCACCAUGCAACUGUUGGUCGCAAGGGCACCCGGAGAUCCUCAGCUGAUCUCGCCGCCGCAGUCUUCUUUCAAGGAGGGUGACAUAUUCAUGGCCCAAUGCAUCGUGCCCAACGGAAGGCCGGCUGCGAAGAUCACCUGGUUCUUGGGG
Molecule: messenger RNA, 489 nt
Organism: Iphiclides podalirius (scarce swallowtail)
Lineage: Eukaryota; Metazoa; Arthropoda; Insecta; Lepidoptera; Papilionidae
Source: the annotation of a GenBank genome assembly